Molecule: messenger RNA, 1218 nt
Organism: Phytophthora nicotianae INRA-310
Lineage: Eukaryota; Oomycota; Peronosporomycetes; Peronosporales; Peronosporaceae
Exons: 2
Coding region: 1-1218 (405 amino acids)
Source: RefSeq, a predicted model, not a curated record
AUGGUUAGUGACGUCUUUGGAGCUGGUGUUGGUGUUCGCCAAGAUCCUUUCCAUGUCGUUCAGCGCUUCACUGAAAAAGUUAAAGACAAGACCGAGAAAAAACUUUUGGCCAAGCGAUUGCACGACUCGAUUUAUGAUGUUGACGGAUGUCUACGCUCUCCAGCUCAAAUGUCCGAGCGUAUUAAAGAAGCUGUGGGCUCUGUUUCGUCCAGACACCUCAAUUGCAGCGAUCACGAAUGGACGGGCACGUUGAAUAACAACCUGGAGCAGAUAAAACGAGGGGGCCUGUACGUAGAGAAUAAUACCUACAAGGAGGGUGGCGGCCCAGCAAUCCGAACCGCAAGCUGGUGCCGUGGUGUAGUUCCAGACUCCCCCCAACUUGAGUUUGUAUCGAAGCUCCUAUCAGAGCCGCAUCCACGGCCACAGUACCGCUCCGUAACGGAUCAUGACUUUGGAUUCGAGCAGUGGGGCCAGCUAUUCGAGACAGCUCGCGUCGACUCGGCAGUGCUAGAGGUGAAUCUCCAUCAAUCCCAUCAACACAGCCGUAAUAUCAAAGAGCUUCUCUCCAGACAGGCUGUGUUCUCCACUACGAGUCGCCUUCCAGAAGCCAGCUUCUUUUAUUCGCUACGCCUCUCCCAACUCGAUUACGAAGCAGCAGCAGGGUUUUCAUUGGAGGAACUUGCGCUGCUAAGGCAGCUUCGACGAGAACAAGCCAAAGCUGCAGGCCAGCACGAGUUGCGGGUAAACCAUCUUCCAAAUGAUCAAGUAAGUCUAGGCAAGCAGCUUAAUACGGGGCAGCCGAAGCUUGCUGAGAGUUGGGCGGAAUGUCCUCCGGUCACCACUAUCAUGUACAACGUCGUCGUUGGUUCGAACCUCAACAAGAAGCUCAAUCUACGGAGGCGCAGCUACGCCACACUGGCACCGAAAAUCUCGAAGAAGGAGUCUCAUCAGACGAAUAAGCAGAGCUUCGUAGGCACGCGAGGGUUGUUCAACUUUGAAAGCCAAGGAAUGGUUGACGACGGCGCUACAGGGCACGAACAAGCGUUUCAAAUCAAUCUCUUCACCGCCCUCAGACAAAUGGUUAAGUUUCCCGGAAAACGAAAAGCUUUUGUCAGAGUGUACGACUUUGCCAGCCAUAUCUGCCACGGUAUCCACCCGAAAUCACCUUCAAACCUGACCAUGAGAUGGGAAUACCUUGAAACGUGCCGCAAACCGUAA